Nematostella vectensis (starlet sea anemone) is the source of this 1492-nucleotide messenger RNA. RefSeq lists its product as uncharacterized. The transcript has 2 exons. The record is from RefSeq and is a predicted model, not a curated record. Gene Ontology annotation, biological process: regulation of transcription by RNA polymerase II. Bases 144 to 1079 code for a protein of 311 amino acids. NCBI's taxonomy places the organism in Eukaryota, Metazoa, Cnidaria, Anthozoa, Actiniaria, Edwardsiidae. Gene Ontology annotation, molecular function: RNA polymerase II cis-regulatory region sequence-specific DNA binding; DNA-binding transcription factor activity, RNA polymerase II-specific. Gene Ontology annotation, cellular component: nucleus.
CCCAUAGAACCACAGAUUGGCCGGAAUUUUAUUAGGCGUCUACAGACAACAGGUAGAAUGCCAAAACACAUACUAUAAAGGACUAAUGCUCUGGCAUCUCGAGAGAGGUUGCUUCAUGGUCUGAUCAGGAACGAGCAUGUAAUAUGAGUUCCAUGUGCAACAAGCCAUAUCCUCUUCCAGAUAUCAAGACGUUUUGUGAGGUUUCUACGAGAGACAGCGGUGUCCCUUGCGGUGAGGUAGGUCUCAAACUCGCCGACUUGGACAUCCCAGAUCUCUUUCUCAACGACCCCAGCCAACACCAAGAUACUUUAACUAACAAUGAACUGCGCAUGCCCAGUGAAGAUGAACGCGCGUCCCACAUGGAAUCUUUUCCAUGCUUCAACCUGACUAAGCCCAACCAAUGCGAGAGUCAGAGGGACAACAUUGUAAAUCUAUCGUUGAGUGAUAUCAUACAAAAAGAACAGCCUGACCAGAUCCUUGAUGGCUUAGGGGCCUUUCCAGGAAUAGGCUGGCCAGGAAAUAAUGGUUUCCAAAACGAUGACCCGCUACCGCUUUUAACGAAGCCUGUCCUAGAUCCAGCCAUUGUCGAGCGCUCCCAAGUGUUCAUGCCAGAUAGAACAUGUACCGAUGACUAUAUCACGCAAUCUCCUUCGCCGAGUAACGCAAGCGACACAGGGAGUGAUGCGAGUUGUCGAGGGAGAAGUUUAUUCUGGUCGUUUGAAUCAAUUACCAACGAGCCUUGCAGUCCAAAGUCGCUGAUCAAUUUGAGUCCAAGAUCCCAAAACUCGCAAAGCAACGACUCCACAGAUUCAACGAGUCCUAAAGAGUCCGAAGCUGAAGACAUUUCCAGCAAUGCAAAGACAAAGCUCUCAAUGCGCAAGAACACAGUCUCAAACAAAGAUAAAGAUGAAAGCUACUGGAAACGACGGAUCCGCAAUAACAAGUCCGCUAAAAAAUCACGUGACGCUAAGCGCGCCAAGGAAGAAUUUGUCGCAUGGCGAAUCAGGUACCUGGAAGAGGAGAAUGUUUGCCUGAAAAUGUGCGUCCAAAGACUGAUGCUUGAACGAAACAUCAAGUAGCGCACCCUAGAGUUAACUAUUUUGUACAAAUUGAACUUGUUUUGUGACAGGUUUAGAUUAAAUACAAUUUUGAAUUCUUUAUUAAAAAGGAAUUCAAUUAAAAUAUUUUUUUCCUUUUACUUAAUGAAUUUAAAGUCGAAUACGCGGGAUGACUUAUUAGGUGCCUACGGGCUGAAUCACCCUGAAUUUUCAGCUAUAUUGUUGUUGUUUUCCGGUGAUUGACUAUUAAGUGUUUAAGUGUCGUAUUUAUAGGUUAGCAAUAUCUUUGUUGUCGCCGGGUGUAAUAAAAAAAUAAUUAAAAUAGAUAAAUAGGCCUCCAUUUUCAAACAAAUUAAUAGAAAAUCUGACAGCUAAUAGGCGUCAGUCUUAAUAGACACAUUAAACCAAAUAAAGUUAAAGCUCCUGCUUUAAAA